Molecule: messenger RNA, 2052 nt
Organism: Mesorhabditis belari
Lineage: Eukaryota; Metazoa; Nematoda; Chromadorea; Rhabditida; Rhabditidae
Source: the annotation of a GenBank genome assembly
AUGACUUCGCACGGACCACGCGAAUAUGAUCAUCUUUUCAAGCUUCUUAUAAUCGGAGAUAGCGGUGUCGGGAAGAGCAGUUUGCUUCUACGUUUUGCCGACAACACAUUUACAGAAAACUACAUUACCACCAUUGGCGUUGACUUCAAAAUUCGAACGGUCGAUGUCGAUGGACAACGGGUGAAACUUCAAAUAUGGGAUACAGCUGGCCAAGAACGUUUCCGGACUAUUACAUCAACUUAUUAUCGUGGCACUCACGGAGUGAUCGUCGUUUAUGAUGUGACUUCCGGAGAAUCUUUUGGAAACGUUAAACGAUGGCUUCACGAGAUUGACUCGAAUUGUGAGAAUGUGCAAAAGAUUCUUGUUGGUAACAAAUGUGAGGAUUCAUCAAAACGAAUCGUGUUGGAAAGCGACGCUCGACAAUUUGCGGAAACGAUGAAUAUUCGAUUUUUCGAAACCAGUGCCAAAGAUAAUCGAAAUGUUGAAGAGAUGUUCUCUUGUAUCACCCGUCUCGUUCUCGAAGCGAAACUGAGACAACCGUCGAGCAAUCCUUCAGCACAAAGUGGCCGCGGUAUUAACCUCAACGAGCGCUCGAAUGGAAACGGAAAGAAGAAAUGCAAAUGCGGCCAUGUACUAUUUAAUUAUCGACUAGCUGAAACAUUGAGUUAUCUGGGACAUAAUGUCACCUUAUGGACCCAAAUGGAAAUGGCCAUGCUGGACACGGGCAACAAUCUACUUCCACCCGGAGUUCUCGAGUAUCGCACAAAUAUUCAUUUCAGUGAUUCCCUCAAAUUAGAAGGGCUCAAGGUCUUUCAAUCGAUGAUGUUCUCUGCUGGUGAUGCAUAUGAUUUGUGGUGGACUGGGCAAGAGUUUCGAUCAAUGCGUCUUGAAGCCUGUCAACAAAUGCUGACUGAAUCAGCAGACAAGUUUGAUAGGCUUAAAAAAGAGGAUUUCGAUUUGGCAAUCGGUCAUUUUCACGAUCUCUGUCCAUUGGCAAUUGCUCGAAAAGCAAAUGUUCAAAAAAUGGUUUGGAUCACUCACGGGACAUCGGUUUAUGAUUUUGCCGGAGUACAACUUGGUCUCCGCACUCAGCCAUCAGCCGUCCCACAUCCACUUUCAAAUGCCGGUUUUUCGUUGAGCUUCUGGGAUAGAAUUCAAAAUGCUCUCUGGCAUGCCUCAUUGCUCGAUUUCGUAAAUCUCCCCGAAAAUCUUUUAAGCGAAGAGAAUGAAAUGUACAAGCGACUCGUCGACUCGGAUGAGCCGGAUCUCUGGGAACUUUCACAAUGCGUAUCGGCAUUGCUUAUCAAUGGAGAGCGCUUGCUCGAUUUCCCUCGUCCGCUUCCGAUUCACAUUGCUUUCAGCGUGAAAUCAGCUUCUCUGGGCGCUGAAAUCGAGGAGAUUUUGAGGAAACCAAGUAAAGGAACAAUCUUGUUUUCUCUUGGCACUGUUUCCAACACAACCAACAUGCCAGAGAUUAUGAUUAAAAGUUUCGCCAACGCAUUCGCUCGUCUCACCGACUAUACAAUUCUUUGGAGAAUGGAAAAGAAGAUUCCCGGAAUCGAGAAGCACUCAAACGUUCAUCUAUUGAAAUGGUUACCACAAAAGAUGUUAAUGGCUCAUGAAUCGACUCGUUUACUGAUCGCACACGGUGGAUACAAUUCCCUUCUCGAAACAGCUCAAGCCGGUGUUCCAGCAGUGUUAAUGCCGCUUUUUGCCGAUCAGAAAAUUAAUGCUCAACGGGCACAGCGUUACGGAAUCGCACGAGUGCUCGAUAAAUUGAGUCUAUCGCCGGAAAAAGUCGAAGAGGCUAUUCGUGAUGUAUUGGAAAAUAAACAUUAUACAACUUCGGCUCGUCGUUUAUCAGCCAUGCUUCGAGAUAAGCCUGAUAGUACAAGUCCAAACAAUCAGCUUGCUUACAUUUUGAGGCUUGCAAUGAGACCGCGAGGUUAUUACACCCUUCAAGGAGCACAAAAGAAAGAUUUUCUCAGUUUUUAUAAUUUUGACAUUUUCAUGAUUCCAUUGUUGCUCACUUUUCUCUUUGUUGUAAAGCAG